AUAGAUUUACAGAAUUUACGUAGAUAAGAAGAAAAUCAAAUAAGAUCAAUUCCCAUCUCGUCCAGUAUCGUUGCAUGUAUAACAGAGUGAAGUUGAACGUUUAAGAAAUAUCCGAUUUCGAAUUGUAUACGAUGUCUCCAGUUGUAUUAUCCACAGUUAUUCGUGGUCCAGAUGAAUUCGAAGUAUUUCCUCUGCGUGACAACAAAAAAAUUGUGAUAAGGCAAAAAAAAACUCUCAAAGGACCUUCCAGGGUGGUAAGGCUGUGUAUAUUAGGAGUUUUGUUACCUGCCUUGCUGAUAGCAGUUCCUCUCUACUUUCGGUAUAAAAUUUACAGGCACCAACUUUAUCCACUUACCAUAUCAGAUAUGCGCAUAAUAGAUGGAAGAAUUUCUACAACUUGGUGUCAGCGACAAAUUCUUAGAGCGAACACAACUUUCAACGCUUAUCUGCUUCCGGAAACUCCAAAAAUUUCCGGGCGACUAGAGAACUUCUCCAUGGUGCGACAUCUGCUUCUCGAAGACGACAUGAAGGAAUAUUGGGGUUUCUAUCUGCUGAAAGGAUCGGUGGUUAGGGUGUCCACUUGUGUUAGGUGGCCUGGAGCUUCCUUGAUCGUUAUCAGAGGACACAAGCAUCUGCACGAAUGCGCUUAUAUAGGAGACAAUUCUUCAGAAGAGGCAGACGAGACAGAACCAAAAGAUGAUGGUCCUGCAAACAAGCCAGAGGAGAUGCGACGUCAUCGGCCAGAGGUACAAUUUCUCAAACAAGGAGAAUCUGACGCGUUUGCUUCCAAUAAAUCACUCAUUGAUGAUUUUCAAGAGCAAACGAAUGAUGACGUUUCAGACACCGAAGGUGAUAUAAAGGAGAUUUUGGACAACCUACAAAAUAAAACGAGAAAAGCAAAGAAGGGAGACUUCAAAGAGGCAAAAAGCAGACAUGGUCAUAGGAAUUCGACAAUUGACAAUGAGGAGAAGAAAAAUUUCAACAUUACUGCUCCGUCAUACAGCAAUAUAACUUCAGAAGAGGUGAUCGAAGAUAUCCUCUUGAAAUUAGAGAAACUCGGUGCCAAAAGCAAGAAUAUAAUGGAUAAACUGAACGAGAAAUUUAACAAAACCGCAAAAAAUGCUGCCAAAACUAAGCGUGAAAUUUUCGUGGAAACUGCUCGUGGUUUACUUCAGCCUACGGAAGAACACGAAAACAUUGCAGAAGAGGUCUUGCAGCCGGAUGGUAUAGCGGACCAUCGGGGAAGAGUUGUUGAAACGGCAACCAAUGAUAUGAGCAACAGCGAAUUCUGGUCUUCAUUUUCAAGUUCAGAAGAGGCUCUGCUCAGCUGUACAGGUCUGAUUUUGAACCUACCGUUAACACCCCACCAUAGGUGUUUAUCGGACCUAACCGACGAAGAAGCGGAAGAAACUUAUUUGAUGAAUACCAUCGCUUACAAGGUUCCCAUGAACGCCUACUACUUCUUCGUGUUCAACAGCGAAAAUGAAGUACAGCAAAACUACCUCAGAGUUACUUUUAAUAUAGAAAAAAGGGUCUAUGACCUGUCGAAUUCCUUGGCUUCAUGUUCAAACGUGACCCAGAACUGUGUACUCGACCUGAAGUUUCUUUCCAGACAAAAAGUGGUUUUGCAACUACCACAGCGUGAUGAGGAGGUUGAUCCGAAUAUGGAAUUUGUCGCAGAAUCUGAAUGUGAACCCAGGUCUAUGUUGUACGCAUUGUUUGUAAUCGCGGUACCGGUAGUAUUUAUUCUGUUUGCAUUCACGUGAAAUGCUCGAAAAAAAGGACAUAAGAAUAAACAAUGAAAUUAAUUUUUGAAGUGAAGGUCAUGAGAAAAAUGUCGAAGAUGUUGUGAAUAUUGUCAGAAGGUUUAUUUGACUUAUUAAAGAUUUAAUUAUUUUCUUCAUA
Molecule: messenger RNA, 1905 nt
Organism: Coccinella septempunctata (seven-spotted ladybird)
Lineage: Eukaryota; Metazoa; Arthropoda; Insecta; Coleoptera; Coccinellidae
Exons: 7
Coding region: 132-1766 (544 amino acids)
Source: RefSeq, a predicted model, not a curated record